CGCGGCCAACAAGGAUGCGCUGGUGAACACGCAGGAAUUUCACACAGAGGAAAGAGAUGAAAUACCAACAGAAAACUCAUCACACCAGACACAGAUCAGGUUUAUAUAAACACAUGUACAAAUAUUCUUGAUUUCUGGAACACAAUAAGAUCUCAUAUGCACACUGAAGACAUACCUUUCACAUUAAUGUCAUUUUUAAUUGUAGAUUGAGGAACAACUGGCGCAUGCGCGUAAUUACGUAGUAGAAAACAUCACAGUUUGCUGCCUCAAUAAUUAUGCACAUGUGCAGAACGUAUCGUGUACUUAUCGACUGAUCCGUUUCACCUGCACGAUCCGUUCUGCACAUGCAGAUGGCCAAUUUCAGCUGGAGACUGAAUUUAUCAUACAGAUAAGUUUACAUACAAACUUUAUAAGAGAAACUCAGAAGUCUGACUGAACAAAUGAGUACACAGUAAUUGAAUAUGUUGGCAAUAAUAAUACAGCUUCAUUAAUUUGAUUAAUUAUUAUAUACACACAAACAAGCAUUUAAUAUAAAAAGUUGGAUUUAAAAUAGUUUCCUUCACAUUAAAGACAAGUUAAUGGCUUCAGUUUUCAUGUAGAGAUAAAAGACAAUAGAAAAAAUGAGCAGCCAGAAGAAAGAGAUUACAAAGGCAGCAAUGGCUAAUAUUUUUAACUCCAUGAAGAAUUAAAAUUCAGACAUACACUCGUGUGGUUGGUAGAUCAAUGGGCGAGAGAGACUCGCUUUCGGAUUAAAUUGAUAGAUUAAUUCCUGAAAAUAAUAAACACAUUAAACAAAUCAGGUGUUUUAUUGAUUGUGCCAACAGAUUUUUUCAGUUGAUUUUUGGUGUGAGCGAGUGAAGGUAAGGGGGACGAGAGGAGACAUAUGAGCUGGGGUCUUCUCCAGUGAACGCUUGUAUUCAUUAUCCUGAACCUGAGGAAUAAAGCUGUCAGGGGUUACUCUGGGAUUAAGAUGUAUAUACGGCAUGGAAAAAUAAUUGACAGAAACUACUGUAUUUACUGGACAUUGAUUUUGUUGGUGGUGAAGACGGUUGACCUAAAGGCAGGUGAGUCUUCAUCUUUCUGGAUUUGGUUUCUUUACCUGCACUCCAGGACUGAAGAGUGAUGCUCGGCUAACAGGUGGCUUCUGGUGGGGAACAAUACCAUAGUUUGCUUAUUUAUCAGGUCAAACUGAUCUGAAAAUAUUUAAACAAUUUGGUUGAAUAAUCCUAUAUUGUGCUUUAUUUUGUUAUGCUUUUGAUAUUUUUAAAAUAAGUGCAAAUUUUAUCAGAAUGUUUUGAAGGAAAAUCUUAUUUAAAUAAUGUGAGAAACCUAAAGCCGUUUUAAACAGCUGAUAUGGACAGCUGAGUAAAGAUACUCUCGAAUAUUUCACAGUCUGCUUUAACAGAAGGAAUUAUUGUUGUUACAAAUUAAACCAUGAAAAAAUUAAACCACACUGAGAACAAGCUUGAAUAAAAAAAAGGCAAAAACGGAUCUUGAGUAUUUUAAGAUCAACCUUAUUAAAGAGGGUAAGAUAACUGAUAGUAGUUUGGGAGAUAAUUAAAAUUUAAAGCUCAUUCCCAAGUUUAAUGAAGAUGUUUUUUUUUUUUUGGCUCUUGAGUGUGUUGCUGAAAUACAGGGUUGGUCUGAAGCAAACUGAGUUUUGAUGUUGAAAUGCAUGUUAGUGGAGAAAGCGCAGCUGGCUUUUUCGGCUUUAAGUGAAGACGAGAGUAAGAAUUAUAGAAUUGUUAAAGCCACAAUACUGAAAGCAUAUAAGUGUGUAUUUAAAAGAUAUUUGUCCAUUUAUUCUCCCUUUAUAAAAGGUCAAGUGUCUUUAGAGGACAAAGAAGUUCAAGAAAAAAUCCUGCAUGAUACAGGAGCUAUGGAUAAUUUUAUUUUAGAGGCCUUUUGUCAUUUUCUUUAGCGUCUGACACUGGUGACAGUGUUUUAAUUUGAGGAAUAGGCCUGAAAACCUUGUCAGUUCCUCUUCAUAAAAUUAGGAUUAACUUUGAUUUGGUGGUGAAGUAGUAGUAGGAUUGUGUCUGACUUUGCCCACUGAUGGUAUUCAUCUUAUUUUGAGGAAUAAAUUAGCAGGAAAUAAGUUGUGGCCCAGUAAACCUUCACCUCCUGUAGUUUUGUCAACUGGAGAGUUUGUUCAACACCCUGCUGUUGGAGAUCCUGUGGCUGUAACAACUCAAGCUUUGUCUAAAAGUGUUUAGGAACAGACAUCUGACAAUAAUGAGGUGUUAACUAAAACUAAUUCUUUGCCAUUACCUGAUUUAUCUGCUUUGUCUUUUCCUUUGUUCACAGAUCAGUUGAUUAACAUUUAGUUUCUUCUUUGGCUGAAUUGUUUUCUUCAGCUUUUAUUGUCAAUGACACAUCUGAUGUUGCCAGAGGAUAUGUUAUACAGGACGGGUUUUAGAAAAAUAUUGCAAUUAUUUUUUAACAAUUGUAACAUUUUUUGGACUGAUAACUUGUUGCUUUUACAAUGUUUUCACCAGCAGGUGGCGCCAUAUUUAUAUUUCCAGCGCUUCGAAACAGUAAACUCGUUUUCAGAAGAAAUUGAUUCGAAGCUUCAAAAAGUCUGCUGAUGAUGAGUGAAUGAUGCCACCUGUCGACUGCACUGAGAUCAGCACAGUACUGCACUCAUAUCUACACAGCCGUUUGCUGAUUUCGGCGGAGAUCUGACUGCAAGAAUGUGGCUGAACCUGUUAUUCUGUAAUGCAAAAGAACCAGAUAUUCAAAAACCUUUACCCCAUUACGCACAGACACAAAACAAGAUCAUUUAAACCUUAACAAACAGUAUGUUAAGUGUAUUAACUGUUUAAAGUCAGUGAGAAAUAAAUGUGUACUUGAAUAAGACUUGAAUCUUUAUCGAAUAUUUUGAUCAACGUGAAUUGAUUAAACGUUAUUAUUGAUUAAAUAUUAAUAUUUUUGACUUUCUCUCAACUUAAACCAUGUAAUCACAGUGAACAUAUCUCUGAUUAAACUUUGAUUUUUUUUAGUUGUUUAUAAAGGUUGUUGAUGUAUUUUAAAAAAUGUAAUAAAGUUAAAGUAAAACUGGAUCACUCGAUCUUCUCUCACUGUAGGGAUGUGUUCUAGUUAAUAUUGCGCUGAUCGAAAAAUGUCUGACAUCACGUAUCGCGAGAGCAGAUAACUCUGUAUGCUUUUGAUUCUUUCUCGCGGUAAUGUGAUGUCAUACACCAAUCGGUCUGAGCAGCAGCACAGAAGGUAUUUUUGUUGAACACACCUCUCUCUCUUUCACUGCUGUCAGUUAUAAACAGAUGUGUUUUUACAUGUCGCCAGUUUACACACCAGUUUUAAUGUGUCUAAAUAUAUCCGUGAACGUCAUUUAGGUGUACUUGUUAACUUUGAGGAAAAACAUUUUGACGGAGAUUCAUUCAGAGUCUGUGGAGGUGAUCAGAUUCAUUCAGAGUCUGUGGAGGUGAUCAGAUUCAUUCAGAGUCUGUGGAGGUGAUCAGAUUCAAUUCAGAGUCUGUGGAGGUGAAUCAGAUUCAUUCAGAGUCUGUGGAGGUGAUCAGAUUCAUUCAGAGUCUGUGGAGGUGAAUCAGAUUCAUUCAGAGUCUGUGGAUGAGAUCAGAUUCAUUCAGAGUCUGUGGAGGUGAUCAGAUUAAUCAGUGGAGAUCAGACUGAUGUGACUGAAGGAUUCAUGGCUCAUUCACAAAUAUUCAGAGAUGAAGAUGAUUCUCCAGGAGUCAGAUCAGACCAUCAGAAGAGAUCAGACUCAUCUCAGAUCAGCUGUUUGUCUAUGAAGAGUGAUCAGUCUAUGGAUCGUCCAAUACGAUUCCAGAAUAGAGAAACUUCACAUAGUCUGAGAAUUCUAAAAAUGCUGGAGAGAUGUGACAAACAUGUACAGCAGAAGAGAUCAGACUCAUCUCAGAUCAGUUGUGUGUCCAUGAAGAGUGACUGGUCUAUGAAUAAACCCCUAACAUUUCAGGACAGAGAAACAUCACCUGGUCUGAGGUCAUUAAUGUUGUCUGGAUCAGAUCAGAUCAAAGUAUCUGUAAGUGAUCAAACUAUAAAUGUUCAACAGUCCAAAAAAGGACAUUAUCAUAGAUUCAGUUAUCACUGUCAGCUUGCUGAAGUCCUGAACACAUUCAGAUCAAAUCUGAGGAAGAAGUUUGAGUGUUUGUAUGAGGUAACAUCAAAUAAGAGAAACCCAACACUACUGAAUGAGAUCUACACAGAGCUCUACAUCACAGAGAGUGAAAGUGGAGAGAUCAGUAAUGAACAUGAGGUGAGACAGAUUGAGACACAAUCCAGAAGAACAACAACAGAGGAGACACCAAUCAAAUGUAAUGACAUCUUUAAACCUUUACCUGAACAAGACAAACACAUCAGAAGUGUGCUGACAAAGGGAGUCGCUGGCAUUGGAAAAACAGUCUCUGUACAGAAGUUCAUUCUGGACUGGGCUGAAGAGAAAGAGAAUCAGGACGUCCACCUCAUAUUUCCACUUCCUUUCAGAGAGAUCAAUUUGAUGAAGAACAAAACACUCAGUCUUUUAGAUCUUCUUCGUCUUUUCUUCCCAGAGACAAAAGAAAUGGAAAUCUUCAGUGAUGAAUAUAAAGUGUUGUUCAUCUUUGAUGGUUUGGAUGAGUGUCGUCUGUCUCUGGAUUUUCACAGCAGUGUGAGGUUGUGUGAUGUAAGUGAAUCAACCUCAGUGGACGUGAUGCUGACAAACCUCAUCAAGGGGAAUCUGUGUCCCUCUGCUCUCAUCUGGAUCACCUCCAGACCAGCAGCAGCUGAUCUCAUCCCCUCUGAGUGUGUUGAUCGAGUCACAGAGGUACGAGGCUUCACUGAUCCACAGAAGGAGGAAUACUUCAGGAAGAGAAUCAGUGAUGAGAGUCUGUCUGAUCAAAUCAUCUCACACCUGAAGUCAUCCAGGAGUCUCUACAUCAUGUGUCACAUCCCAGUCUUCUGCUGGAUUUCAGUCACUGUUCUAGAGAGAAUGUUGAGUGAAGCAGAGAGAAGAGAGAUCCCCAAGACUCUCACUCAAAUGUACACACACUUCCUGAUCAUUCAGACAAACAUCAAACAUCAGAAGGACUAUGAGAAGAAAGACGAAGACAUGAUCUUCAAACUGGGGAAACUGGCUUUUGAGCAGCUUGUGAAAGGCAAUCUGAUCUUCUAUGAUGAAGACCUGAGAGAGUGUGACAUUGAUGUAGCAGAAGCAUCAGUGUACUCAGGAUUGUGUACUCAGAUCUUCAGAGAGGAGUUUGGUUUGUAUCAGGGGAAAGUUUACUGCUUUGUUCAUCUCAGCAUCCAGGAACAUCUAGCAGCUCUUUAUGCUCACCUUUCCUUCACAAACAACAACAGAAAUGUGUUUGAUCCUGAACCAGGUUGGUUUUCUAUAAUUUGGGGCAUAAUGAAACGUAUAUUAUUAGGAGAGGAUUCAUUAUCUGAGUUGCAUCAUCGAGCUGUAGAUGAAUCUUUACAGAGUAAGAAUGGACAUCUGGAUCUUUUCCUGCGUUUUCUUCUGGGUCUUUCACUGGAGUCCAAUCAGAUUCUCUUACAGGAUCUACUGACACAGAUGAGAAGAUGCUCCUACCUGAAAGAGAAAACUGUUGAGUACAUUAAAGAGAAGAUGAAUGAGAAUCUGUCUCCAGAGAAAUCCAUCAAUCUGAUUCACUGUCUGAAUGAACUGGGUGAUGAUUCACUGGUGAAGAAGAUUCAACAUUAUGUGACAUCUGGAGUAAGAGACUCCAAACUCUCCUGUUCACAGUGGGCAGCUUUAGUUUUUGUGUUGUUGACGUCUGAGCAGCAUUUGGAUGAACUUGAUCUAAAUAAAUUUAUUGGAGAUGAAAAUACAGCAGAUGAAGUUCUUGUGAGACUGCAGCCUCUGAUUAAAGAAACCAAAAAACUUCAGUUGAGUCAGUGUGAUAUCACAGAUGAAGGUUGUGUUGCUCUGACUUCAGCUCUGAGAUCAAACCCAUCACACCUGAGAGAUCUGAAUCUGUCUGGUAAUAAACUAAGAGAUUCAGGAGUGAAGCUGAUCUCUGAUGUACUGAAGAAUCCUGACUGUAAACUGAAGAUACUGUGGUUGUGGAGGUGUAAUAUCACAGAUGAAGGUUGUGUUGCUCUGACUUCAGCUCUGAGAUCAAACCCAUCACACCUGAGAGAUCUGGAUCUGUCUCUGAAUUAUAAACUAAGAGAUUCAGGAGUGAAGCUGAUCUCUGAUGUACUGAAGAAUCCUGACUGUAAACUGGAGAUACUGGAGUUGAGUGAGUGUAAUAUCACAGAUGAAGGUUGUGUUGCUCUGACUUCAGCUCUGAGAUCAAACCCAUCACACCUGAGAGAUCUGAAUCUGUCUUAUAAUUAUAAUCUAAGAGAUUCAGGAGUGAAGCUGAUCUCUGAUGUACUGAAGAAUCCUGACUGUAAACUGGAGAUACUGUGGUUGAGUGAGUGUAAUAUCACAGAUGAAGGUUGUGUUGCUCUGACUUCAGCUCUGAGAUCAAACCCAUCACACCUGAGAGAACUGAAUCUGUUUAAUAAUAAUCUCACAGAUUCAGGAGUGAAGCUGAUCUCUGAUGUACUGAAGAAUCCUGACUGUAAACUGAAGAUACUGUGGUUGUUUAAUUGUAAUAUCACAGAUGAAGGUUGUGUUGCUCUGACUUCAGCUCUGAGAUCAAACCCAUCACACCUGAGAGAUCUGAAUCUGUCUUUUAAUAAACUAAGAGAUUCAGGAGUGAAGCUGAUCUCUGAUGUACUGAAGAAUCCUGACUGUAAACUGGAGAAACUGUGGUUGAGUUAUUGUAAUAUCACAGAUGAAGGUUGUGUUUCUCUGACUUCAGCUCUGAGAUCAAACCCAUCACACCUGAGAGAACUGAAUCUGAACUGGAAUUAUCUCACAGGUUCAGGAGUGAAGCUGAUCUCUGAUCUAAAAGAUGAUCCACAUUAUAAACUACAGACAGUACAUGUUCGGCCUACAAUGCGAGUGAUGUAAAGAAGUAAAGAUGUCUGAUCUUCAGUUUGAUCUGCUGGUGAAUAAGAAGACACAAUAGUGACAUCACUUCCUCUUAACCGUAUGAGUUGAUUAUUCAGUACAGGAUCUGAUCUGUGACUUUAUCUAAAUCUGACUUUGAAGUGUUGGAGGUAAAUCUUCAUCCUAACUCAGCUUCUGUCUACACAUUUCCUAUAAGAGCGAUUUAUCAGUCAGUGUAAGAGGAGCAAGAAAUCCCAUAGGAUCAUAAAGUGAAGUAAAUACUGACAAGAUUCCUCUUCUUCUACACUGUUGGGGUUUUUAACUUCAUCUUAAACUGAAAUGUGUUCAAGUUCAGCACAACAUUGAAGACUCGCAGCUCAUUUAUCUCUAAAUCCAAAUAUUGGACAUCUUUGCUUUUGUGUUCUUCAGGAUCUGACUGCAGGACUUUUUGAUGAUUAUGUGAUCAAUUACAAAAAAAGUUGAGACACUGAAUGAAAUAAAAUAAAAUCACAAAGUUUAAUAAAAUGAUAAACUUGAUAUUUCAGCUUUGGUCUAUCGCUGUUGAUUAUCUGUCAGACUAUUUUUGAACGGCAGAGUCAAACAUUACAAUAAAUUUACAAUAAAACACAACACAUUCUAUGCCUAAUUCAAAAUAAAUGUAAAAACAAAACAGUAAAUUCAUACUCAGUGAACAGUACAUUAGGUCAUUAUUAUAAUUUGUACAAUCUUGAGGUAAAAUCCUGGGGCCUCAUUUAUCAACAUUGCGUAGAAAAUGUUCUAUAUUUGUACCUACGAAUGAAAUUUAGUUUGUGCGUAAGUACAAAAAAAUCAGGAUUUAUCAAACGUGUGCACGUGGUUCGUUUGCACAUCAGUAAGUAAUCCUUGAUGAUAAAUCCCAUUCGUUCUUAAGCACCAUGCUCGUGCACGUUGAUGGUCAUUUGCAUUCCGAAACGCCUUGAAUAAACCAUAUAUGGUGACAAAACCUCCGGUUAUAAGUCACGUGGUUGUGCUUUUUCCCUCACCGCAAUAAUGGCAAAGAGAGCGAAAAAGAGAAACUUUACAGACACAGAAACUUGGAUGAGGUUAAAUCCUUAUAACACAUACUGUUUGGUUCACUUUAUGCGCGAGGAAUGACUAACAAAAGAAAACAAAUCUGCAUGGGAACAUGUUACCAGUGAGUUUAAUUACGUUGGGUACAGUAUGAGAACACUCCUAAAAAUAAAAAGUGGUUUGACAUUAAAUUAAAAAACGCGUCACAGCACACCAACGUGAAAUCAGUGCAAAUGAAGGAGGACAGACAAUGACAGAACUUUCCACCUUGUACAGCAGCAUAUAACCAGCAUCAACGGCGUGAUCUGAAAUGCGCUCCCGGCGGAUGGAUGAUUUCCCAAGUCUUCCAAUAACACAAGAUAAGCCAUUGCACUGCAUUGUCAGCGCUUCAUUUAUAGUGGUAGACACCAAUUUGACGACAAAUCACAAAUAAAUCAUUAACUUCAACAAUGGUUUGCUGUUACUAUACACAAAUCAUUUUAGCACCUGCUUGAAGAUAAUAACUACACACUUCUUUACACACUGGGGAUGAUCCUGUGUAGUAUCGCUAUUCUAGCACUAGAUGCUCUGCGUACGGAUACUCAGAGGUGUGCGUAUAUUUACACACAUUUCUACGUAUAAGUGCAAUUUGAUAAAUUCCACACUUUGCGUAAAACUGUUCCUACGCACACUUUACGCACACUUCUGUGUGUACGCACGCUUGAUAAAUGAGGCCCCUAAACUCCAUCAAAGACGUCUGAACGUCAGGUGUUGUUUUAAAAAUGACCGCUUGAGGCGCUUUGGAGGCGUUUAUGUGCUUUGGUUGCUACAAUACUAGCUAUAGUAUUUUACAAGCUUGAUAGCAUUGUUUGUCUCGUGAAUAUACAGCAUAAAUUGGUGACAAGGAUAAAGUUUGUAGAUGAGUAUAAAGCAGAAAAUGAGUCCUGGGGUCCGUUCUUCGUACGUGCAUGGAUUACUCGGUUAGCUGGAUUUGAUUGUUGAUGAUUUGGCUUGAUCUUGGAUUAUUUGGUUCUUCAAAGCUCAUCCUAGAGUUGCUGUCAUAGCAACUGGUCCAUAAGAUUAAACCUGCUCAGGAGCAGACUUAUUUCUUGUAAACAAGAUUAGUUUGUACCUUUUAGCGGAUGUGAUACGGAAAGUCUGACGCAGUUGUGUAUUCUCCAUUAUACGAGAAAUACGAGAAGAGCUUUUCAAAUUCAAUACGUAAUAAAAAAGGAUCGAUUAAAACUUUUAGCGAUGUUAUUUAAAAAAUAUAUAAUAUAACAAAUAUAUUUUUUCUGUGCUUGUGCGACUUGUUUUUGUUUAACAGAUUUGAUUAUCAUUAAAUGAAUGACAAGACAAACAUGCUGAUCAAUUUCAUUUUAAAUUUAUUUAAAUUGUCAUAAAUAAAAACAGCAAUCAAUCAUACCCAGCAGUAAUAUAUGUUAUAAUAUGUACAAUAAAGAAUAUUACUCGGUGUGAAAUAAGUUUCAUUUGAAUAAACUCAUCUCCGAUAUUA
Molecule: messenger RNA, 9485 nt
Organism: Paramisgurnus dabryanus
Lineage: Eukaryota; Metazoa; Chordata; Actinopteri; Cypriniformes; Cobitidae
Source: RefSeq, a predicted model, not a curated record